Messenger RNA from Schizosaccharomyces octosporus yFS286, 5203 nucleotides. RefSeq names its product DNA topoisomerase II. NCBI's taxonomy places the organism in Eukaryota, Fungi, Ascomycota, Schizosaccharomycetes, Schizosaccharomycetales, Schizosaccharomycetaceae. Gene Ontology annotation, cellular component: nucleus. Gene Ontology annotation, molecular function: ATP binding; DNA topoisomerase type II (double strand cut, ATP-hydrolyzing) activity; DNA binding. The transcript has 2 exons. Bases 547 to 5019 code for a protein of 1490 amino acids. The record is from RefSeq and is a predicted model, not a curated record. Gene Ontology annotation, biological process: DNA topological change; resolution of meiotic recombination intermediates; sister chromatid segregation.
AUACGACUCAGAUAAAAAAACAUUUUAAAAUAAAAAAAAAAAAGUUAUUAUUUUAGUCAAAUCGUCCUAAAUUGUGUUGCAAAAUAUAAGAAAAAAAGGAGUAAACAAAGCAUUUCCCUAUUCGAGAGUAGCCUUCCCUCGAAAGCCGAUUUUCUGUCUUCUCCCUAUACUGAUAUAUGGAUUUCAUGUAAAGGGAGAGUUGCAUUCUCCUUUCAUUUUUAUAAAUUUAUCAAAUCUACAUUCAUUACUUUCUUUUAUUAUACAAUACUUAAUUUACAGAGUAGGCUGCUCAUUGAAAUUUUUGGUUAAACGAACCAAAAGACCAGUUUUUAUCUCACUGUGAACUGUUUUUCGUUAAUUACUUUCAAAUUUGAAGUUUGAUUGCCAUAUAUUCCCUCGUUUAUAUCCAAUUGUGCUGGAAAAUCUAUCGUUGCACAUUUAAUUCUACUGGUUUUAUUUUGCAUUAUACCUCUUCAAUUUACUUUACCUUCUUUUUUAUUAUUAUUAGUUAUCUUUUAAAGUUUAAUAACUUGAGUGUUUGCCAAAAUGCCAUCAGACGAUGAUUUCGUGAUGUCCAACUCCGAAGAUGAGGUUGUUCCAACGACUACAAGAAAGAGAACUACCUCUCAGUCUCGUACCAAGAAAAGUUCUCAGAGUAGUAGGAGUGCUUCGCCUUCUUCGUCGUCUUCCAAUUCUGUCCCCACUGCGACAAAUGCGGAAGCUAAUGAGACCAGACUUAAUGCUUCUUCACAAUACCAACGCUUAAGUCCUAGAGAACACGUGCUUAGACGUCCUGAUACUUACGUUGGUAGUAUUGAUCGUACAACUUCGAACAUGUGGGUAUACAAUUCCGAGAGUCAGAAGCUUGAAUACCGUGAAGUCAAUUAUGUUCCCGGUCUCUACAAAAUUUUUGACGAAAUUAUCGUUAAUGCUGCUGAUAACAAGGUGCGUGAUCCAACCAUGAAUACCUUAAAAGUCACUAUAGACCCAGAAUCCAACGUAAUUUCCGUUUUCAACAAUGGUAAAGGUAUUCCGGUUGAAAUUCACGACAAGGAACAAAUCUAUAUUCCGGAGUUGAUUUUCGGUCAUUUACUUACGUCUAGUAAUUAUGAUGACAAUCAAAAAAAAGUUACCGGUGGUAGAAAUGGAUAUGGUGCUAAACUUUGCAAUAUCUUUUCUUCAGAGUUUACCGUUGAAACCGCUGAUAAAUAUCAGAUGAAAAAGUAUAAACAGGUGUGGACUGACAACAUGUCAGAAAAGAAAGAUCCUAUCGUUACGGAUCUAAAAAGGCCAGAGGAGUAUACGAAAAUAACGUUCAAGCCUGAUUUACAAAAGUUCGGCAUGCCUAUGAUUGACGCCGACAUGGUUGCCAUCUUGAAACGUCGUGUCUACGAUAUGGCCGGUACUGUUCCUGAUACAAAGGUAUUCUUAAAUGAUGAGCGCCUGAAGGUUAGUGGAUUUAAGAAAUAUGUUGAUAUGUAUCUGUCUUCAAGCACGCCCUCUGAUACCGAAAGUCCCACAGUUAUUUAUGAACGAGUCAAUGACCGAUGGGAAAUUGCGUUUGCUGUAUCCGAUGAAGAGUUCAAUCAGGUAUCUUUUGUCAACAACAUUGCAACAAUCCGCGGAGGUACCCAUGUUAAUUAUAUAGCGGAUCACAUUGUGAAAGCUGUCAACGAAGAUGUACAGAAGAAAAAUAAAGGUGCGCCAGUUCGUCCUUUUCAGAUAAAGAAUUUUAUUCGCAUUUUUGUUAAUUGCCAAAUUGAGAACCCUUCAUUCGACUCACAGACUAAGGAAACCCUUACCACUAAAGUUUCGAACUUUGGUUCGACUUGCACGCCAAGCGCGAACUUUAUGAACCGUGUUAAAAAAAGUGAAAUAAUAGAAAAAGUUCUAGAUUUAGCUCGCUCGAGGGCAGACAAACAACUAAGUCAAACAGACUCUCGUGGAUCACGUUCUCGAAUUACUGGCUUGCCUAAGCUCGAGGAUGCCAAUAAGGCUGGUACCAAAGAAUCUCAUAAAUGUGUACUGGUAUUGACGGAAGGUGAUUCCGCUCGUUCUCAAGCCCUUUCGGGUUUAAGCGUGGUUGGUCGUGAUUACUACGGGAUUUUCCCGCUGCGAGGUAAGCUAUUAAACGUCCGUGAAGCUUCUCAUACCCAAAUUAUGAAUAAUAAAGAAAUUCAAGCAAUAAAAAAGAUUAUGGGGCUUGUACACAAGAAGAAUUAUACAGACACUAAAGAACUACGAUACGGGCAUUUGAUGAUUAUGACCGAUCAAGAUCCCGAUGGUUCUCAUAUUAAAGGUUUAAUCAUCAAUUACCUAGAGUCUACCUACCCAUCGUUGUUGCAAAUUCCAGGAUUCUUGAUCCAAUUCAUUACCCCAAUCGUUAAGUGUAAACGAAACAGACAAGUUAUUCCGUUUUACACCCUAUCCGAGUAUGAAUACUGGAAAGAAGCUAAUAAUGAUGGUCGUGGCUGGGAUAUCAAAUACUAUAAGGGUUUGGGUACAAGUGAUGCCAAUGAAAUGAAGAGUUACUUCUCUGAUCUCGAUCGUCACAUGAAGUACUUCCAUGAAAUUAAAGAGGCGGACAAAGGCUUAAUUGAAAUGGCGUUUGCCAAAAAGAAGGCCGAUUCACGAAAGGAAUGGCUUCGUACAUAUCACCCUGGUAUCUUCAUGGAUUACACGGUUCCUCGUAUUCCGAUUGAUGAUUUCAUAAACAAGGAGCUUAUUCAGUUUAGUAUGGCUGACAAUAUCCGUUCAAUCCCUUCCGUUGUAGAUGGGUUAAAACCAGGCCAGCGAAAGAUUAUUCAUUACUGUUUGAAGAAAAAUAUCACUCGUCAAAUUAGAGUCAGCAAUCUUACAGGAUAUGUUAUGAGUGAGACAGCGUAUCAUCAUGGUGAUAGUUCCUUAACUCAGACGAUUGUCAACUUAGCUCAAAACUUUGUCGGAAGUAAUAACAUCAAUCUUUUAAUGCCGCAUGGUCAAUUUGGUACUCGUUUGGAAGGCGGUAAGGAUGCAGCAGCUCCUAGGUAUAUUAAUACUUGCCUUUCUCCUAUAGCUAGGAAGUUGUUUAAAAUUGAAGAUGAUCCUUUGAUGAAUUAUCAAAAUGAAGAAGGUCAGUGGAUUGAGCCUGAUUAUUACGUUCCCAUUUUGCCAAUGAUUCUUGUAAAUGGUGCAGAGGGAAUUGGUACAGGCUGGUCUACUAACAUUCCUAAUUAUAAUCCUAAAGAUAUCUCUGCUAACAUAAGACGCCUUCUUAAUAAUGAACCCUUGUUUGAGAUAUCUCCCUGGUAUCGUGGUUUCCGUGGUGGUAUGGAAAAGGUGGCAUCUGACAAAUACAAAGUUACUGGUAUAAUUAAUCAAAUAAGUGAUUUGAAGGUUGAAAUUACUGAACUACCUGUUCGAUUUUGGACUCAAGAUAUGAAAGAAUACUUAGAAAUGGGAAUUGCUGGUAGCGACAAAGUCAGUCCAUUCAUUAAAGACUAUGAAGGGUUUCAUGGUACUGGUAAUGUGCACUUUCGAGUCACUCUCACGGAGAAAGGCAUGAGAGAAGCACUGGCGGAGUCCUUGGAAUCUAAGUUCAAAUUAGCCAGAAAUCAAGCUACCAGCAACAUGAUGGCGUUUGAUCCUUCCGGAAGAAUUAAGAAAUACGAGAGUGUUGAAGAAAUUUUGAGAGACUUCUUUGAGAUUCGUCUGCGAACUUAUCAAAGAAGAAAAGAGCUUUUGGUAGCUGAAUUAGAACGCCAAUUCGAUAUGUUUUCGAAUCAAGCGAGAUUUGUCCACAUGAUUAUCGAAAAUGAACUCGUAGUUUCAAAAAAGAAGAGGGACGUUCUUGUGGCUGAACUACGUGAAAAAGGAUUUAUGCCGAUUUCCAAGCCUAAGAAAGGUCGUGAGGCUGACAUGGAAGCCGAGCGUGCUCAACUACGUGGUGAAGAUCCCGCUGAAACACAAGGUUCUUCUUCUGACUAUAAUUACCUUUUGAGUAUGGCAAUUUGGUCCCUAACGUACGAAAAAUAUUUGGAUCUGUUGAAGAAGAGAGAUGAUACUAUGGCAGAACUUGAUGCUUUAAUUAAGUUGACUCCUAAGGAUUUAUACUUGCAAGAUUUGGAAGAAUUUGAACGUACUUGGGACGCUGUGAUGGACGAAGUAAACCACAGCAUGGUGGAGGAUGAAGAAGCUUCAAGAGGGUUUGUUCUUGGAUCUAGUGCAUCUUCAGUUUCGCGUAGGCGAAAUACAGGUGCAAGGAAAACAGUAAAGUCUGAAGAACCUUAUGAUGACAGUGCAGGAUCUAGAGCUGGUAGACCGUCUUCGAAGACGACGGCGAGGUCAACAAAAGUUAAACGUGAAGAAAAAGAAGAACCAGCUUCAAAGUCUCGCAAUGGCAGUCAGCAAACGCUCAAUUUUGCGAAGGAAAAUGGAUCAUCUUCUAAUAAGCACCCUGAUGAGGGAGAAACAAAAACGCCGUUUUCUAUUGCAAAAGGAAAGGGUAAGAAAACAAGUUCGCCAAGCGAAGGUGUUGAAAGUACAAGUAAGGGAAAGAAGCGUUUAUCUUCUGAUUCAGCAAGUGAUGACGAGAAUCCAAAGACAAGAAGAAAGGCAGCUCCUCGACGUGGGCAGUCUAAAGCUACUCAACCUAAAACAUUAUUUUCUUCUGAUGAUGAAGAAGACUUACCUACUAGAAGUAUGCCUGACAAGUCGCAAAAUAAGUCGAAGAAUCCGUUUGUCGACCUUACCAAUGCUAAAGAAGCUUCCUCAAAUGGAAAAACAACUUCAAUUAUUGAUGACGAUGAUUUCGAUGACUUGCCAGAUACUUCCACCCCGAAACCAAACAAGACCGCCGACAUGAACGGAGAAGGUAAUUCGAAAGAGUCUCCUACUAGGCCUCGUAGAACAACCACCCGACGUGCGGCUUCCGCGAAAAACUCCAUUUAUGUUGACUCGUCGAUGGAUGAAUCUAGUUUUAAAGACGAUUCAUUCGUAGUUGGAGAUAAUGAGGAUGAUGAUUAUGAAGAUGAUCUUUAAGUUUCAUUUAUCUUAUAGGAACGAAAGCUAUUGAAUUACUAUGUAGUGUAACUUUUGCUAGAUGUUAUAGAAAUAGACAAUAUUAUUACUAAAUUACUGUAUAGCAUUAGACUAGUCAAUAUCGAAAGUUAUCUAUUUCAGAUAUGCAUAUGCAUGCAUUGGAAGCUUCAUUUAUUGUAAUCGU